Messenger RNA from Annulohypoxylon maeteangense, 2322 nucleotides. Its product is annotated as isotrichodermin C-15 hydroxylase. The record is from RefSeq and is a predicted model, not a curated record. The coding region runs from base 214 to 1794 and encodes 526 amino acids. NCBI's taxonomy places the organism in Eukaryota, Fungi, Ascomycota, Sordariomycetes, Xylariales, Hypoxylaceae. Gene Ontology annotation, molecular function: iron ion binding; monooxygenase activity; heme binding. The transcript is spliced from 5 exons.
AGAAUUGCACUUCAGAGUUUACGACUUAGUAGUUGAACUCUUAUAAUACGACGGUAAAAAUUUGUAAUUGAGAAAGAUGCAAGAAAUGAUAACGAAUAUACACACACGAUGAAGCUAUAAAUCAGUGCUGCUGUAAGCAGUCGUGAAAGUAUUGCCCUUACUACUUAGGUAGAUACCUUUCCAAGAAGAAGAGCAGCAACGGGAAUAACCACAAUGAUAUCGGGGGUUAAUCUAGCAUAUCUUGCAUCCGGUGCAGCGGCACUGGGGCUAAUCUAUACUCUCGGAAUCGUAAUAUAUCGUUUAUUCUUCCAUCCAUUAGCCAAAUAUCCUGGUCCGUUCCUAGCAAAGAUCACAGACGUCUACCAGCUAUAUCAUGCUUGGAAAGGAGACCGACAUCUGGAGUUUUGGCGAUUGCACGAGAAGUAUGGCAAGGUCGUCCGAUUUGGUCCCAACAGUGUCUGCUUUAACUCAAACACUGCCUUGAAGGACAUAUACGGGUUUAAAUCCAACGUUCGGAAGGCCGAAUUUUACGAUGCCUUCGUCCAUCCGGCACCUAAUACACACAAUACGAGGGAUAAAACCGUACAUGCUCGGAAGAGGAGAGUCCUAUCCCAAGGAUUCUCAGAUUCGGCAGUUAGGGAGAUGGAGAAGUAUAUUCUAGCUAAUGUGCGAUCCUUCUGCGAGCAGAUCGGACUUGGUGCCAGUGACGAGAAAAAGGGAUGGACGGUUGCGAAGAAUAUGGCUAACUGGUGUAACUACCUUGCCAUGGAUAUUCUCGGAGACUUGUGCUUCGGUAAGGCUUUUCAUAUGUUGGAACGGCCUGACAACCGAUACGCGCUUGAGCUCGUAUCACUUGCUACUACUAGACACCUAGUCUGCGGAACCAUGUCUCUCGUUGGGAAGCUUCACCUCGACAAAGUGUUAUUCCAUAGAAUUGCCACAGGCCGAGAGAAGUACAUGGCGUACAGUAAGGCCCAACUUACGGAACGUACCAAGCUUGGCGACGAUACGGACCGUCGCGACUUCUUCUACCAUCUGCUCAAGGCAAGAGAUCCCGAAACCGGAAUCGGAUUCUCGACACCGGAGUUAUGGGGAGAAUCAAAUCUACUUAUCAUAGCAGGAAGUGACACGACGUCAACGGCGAUGGCGGCGACUCUGUUUUACCUCGUUCGCAACCAUGCUUCGCUACAAAAGGCAAGCGACGAAGUCCGGGCGAAAUUUAACGACGUGGAAGAGAUCUGCCAAGGCCCAGCACUUAACUCUUGUCACUACCUCCGUGCAUGCAUUGAUGAAGCGAUGCGCAUGUCUCCCUCUGUGGGCGGGAUCUUGCCUCGUGAAGUUCUCAAAGGCGGUAUGACGAUCGAUGGCGAGUUUAUUCCCGAAGGAAUUGUUGUUGGUACUCCCCAUUAUACCGUUCAGCAUAAUUCGGCGUACUAUCCUCAACCAUUCUCAUACAUCCCCGAGCGCUGGAUUGCGGGUUCAUAUAAGAGCUUCGGUGGUUAUGAUGGAAACGUCGUAACCGAACAAGAUGUGACGCUGGCGCAAAGUGCUUUCUGCCCCUUCUCCAUCGGACCUCGAGGAUGUAUCGGGAAGGGUUUGGCGUAUAUUGAAAUGAUGACGACGUUGGCUAGAAUGUUGUAUCUGUAUGACUUGCGCAAGUCGGCUGGUUUUGACCCCGCCGAGGGUAAUCCGGAUCUUGAAUGGGGUCGGAGACGUGUGGACGAAUUCCAACUCAUCGAUCAAUUCACAAGCUUAAAAGAUGGACCGAUGGUUGAGUUUAGGAAGCGUGCCUAGGUAGAUACCUAGGUAGUUGAUGCUCCUAGAUAGGAAGACUAAGGUGCUAAGGUGUAGUUGAUAUAGGCAGUACCUGGCUGUGAUAGGUGCAAUUUCUUGCACCUAUUUCGUCGACGUCUACAGGUCUUGAGAGGCGGCAAUACGUAAUUCGAUUAUAUUUAGAACUUGAUAUACUUGGUAUGAGGGAUCGGAUCCUUAGGGUCAUCCUUUCAUUCGCUCUCUUACAGCGAGGAACGCUAGUUAGCAGGUUAGGUGGUUAGUAGGUACCUACUUUUUCUCCAGAGUCCAGAAAAUUAAUUCGGUACUUGGAUAUAUGACGAUUGGUUGUGCUGGGGUAAGAUGGGUCGAAUCGGUUCUAGCCCAGAUCAUGAUUUCCACUUCUGGAAACCGUACAUAACAGUACGAUUACUGGCUGAGAGUAUGAAUGUGGGGAUGAUAUGCCGGCUAUCUGGAUGAAGGCGACGGGAUUAUUCGUAUUUUCUCCAUCGUCUCCGGUCUUAGCAUUGACAGGACUAGACAAGACUAGAC